Nezara viridula (southern green stink bug) is the source of this 2207-nucleotide messenger RNA. Lineage: Eukaryota; Metazoa; Arthropoda; Insecta; Hemiptera; Pentatomidae. The record is from the annotation of a GenBank genome assembly.
AUUUUAAUCAUUUGUUCGUAAUUUAAGAUUAUUUUGAAUGAUCUUUUGUCAUAACAUAUGCAAAUUUAACAUGAUUUUAGUCUAGAGUAUUAUUAUUACAUAUUUCAUAUUCAUUCCAAAUAUUACAAAUUUAUAUUUUCAAUGGAAAAUCAGGAUAUUCAGCGCACUUUAGUUAAAUCAUCUGAUAUAGAAUCCCGUCUUAUAAUCCUUAAAAGAAGGGCAGCAGAAGCCGACUUCUUAAGAGAAGAAAGGGAUAUGCUAAUUAGCCGACUAAAGUUAUACAAUCCGGACUAUGUCUGGCCAGAUUCUGGAAUAAAUAAAUGUUUAAAUUUACCCAUAGGUAAAGAGUUUGAAGAAAUUCAGAAAAGAAAUGAAACCCUGAAAUCCGAAAAUGAAGAAUUGACAGAGUUGAAGAAGCGGUUGAUGUCAGAAAACGACGAUUUAAAAGGUUUUAUACAAACACUCAAAAAAGAAUUAGAAGAAAUGAAAGAAGCUAUUUCUAAAUUAGAAGCUUUGACCAAGGAAAAUGAGCAACUUAAGAUAAACUUAGAAGAGAUGGACUCUUUGAAGAAUGAGAAGUACAUGUUGUCAGUCGAAAAAGAACAGCUAAAAGAUGAUUUAAAUAAAUUAUUAAAUAUAGAUUCUAAUGAACCCGAGAAAGGCUGUAAAACGUUAUUGAAACAGUUAUACAUAAGGGUAAAUAAAACUACUGAUCAAUAUAACAAUCUUUUGGAUGAGUUGUGGUCCAAAGAAGUACAAAUCGAUGUGUUGACCGGGAAAAUUACUCAACUCAAUGCCAAAUUGAACGAGCCUUAUAUCUCUGCUAAGAUUAAACUUAGCAUGGGGAAAAACUUGAGCGAUGAAGAGGCUUAUAUGUGGGCAGUUUACAAUUUGGAAACGACUAAUAAGAAAAUGAAUUGUGAAUUACAAAAAGUAACUGAACAGUUAAAUCAAGUGACGGAAAAAUAUAUUAAAAUAAAAGAUGAAUUAAGACCGGUGCAAUCUGUUAAUAGAGGAAUGGUUUCAGCCCAUGAACUAGAAGAAGAGUUACGUAAGUUAGAAGAAGAGAAUUAUAACUUGUUCAUGAAGGAUGUGGAUGACGCUUCUAUCAUCUACGAGCAAUCAGACAAAGGAAGCACUGCACCAGUGAGCAGAGAUGCAUCUAGAGAAAGUAUGUUCCAUCCUCUUGCUGUAUCUAUUUCAUUUAAUAAGGUGGAAAUAUUACGUGAAAACGCUUACUACUUGGAGGAAGUUUAUGUAAAACUAAUGAAAAUCAAACUACAAAUGAAGCGUUCGAGAGUAGAAACUCGGCAAAGAUUGCAAUCAAGAGUACAAGAUGUGAACGUAAGAGCAAGUGUUCUUCGCGUUCUUUGAUUUUAUCAAACAAGAACAUAAUUCAAUAUAAAAAAUAAUAAACUUUUAUUUGUAAAAAUAUACAUACAGAAGUAUUUUAACUGUUCUUUUUAAUUUUACUAGUUUAAAAUAUACACAUUAUUUUCGAAACCAAGCUUGAAACGUAUUCAUUUGUUUUAUUUUCCUCUGAAGCUGUAAAACCGUAUAGAGCAAGGCCUCAGCUGUUGGCGGACACCCUGGUACAUAAAAAUCGACUGGAAUAAUUCUGUCACAGCCUCUCACUACUGAAUAGGAGUAGUGAUAAUAACCUCCCCCGUUGGCACAGCUUCCCAUCGAUAUGACCCACUUGGGUUCUGGCAUUUGGUCGUACACUUUUCUUAAACAAGGAGCCAUCUUAUUCGUUACCGUUCCUGCUACAAUGAUUAGAUCUGUUUGUCGAGGCGAAGCUCUGAACACUGUACCGUACCUGUCCAUAUCGUACCUAGGUGCAGCCAUGUGCAUCAUUUCGACAGCACAGCAUGCCAAACCGAAAGUCAAAGGGUAAAUGGAACCUUUACGUCCCCAGUUGAUGUAGUCGUCGGAUCUUGCAAGAGCGAAAUCUACUAUUCGCUCCAUUUUUAAUGGCACAUCGAAAGGAGAAUACCAUCUCCAUUUUCUAGCAACUGCUUUACUAUCCGUUGUCUUUCUUCGUGUUACUAUGAAGGUCGUAAACCCUUGUCUUCCUCUACAGGAAACAUAGUUUAACAUAUGCGCAAUCAUGAUCUCAUCAGUAUCUGAUUAAGUAUCUCAAUUAAUUACACUUAUAUAGUAAACUGUAUGCCACAAAAAUGACUUGUAAAAUCAUGUGAUAUUAU